Molecule: messenger RNA, 1224 nt
Organism: Aspergillus tubingensis
Lineage: Eukaryota; Fungi; Ascomycota; Eurotiomycetes; Eurotiales; Aspergillaceae
Gene: eglD
Product: putative endoglucanase
Exons: 1
Coding region: 1-1224 (407 amino acids)
Biological process (GO): carbohydrate metabolic process
Cellular component (GO): extracellular region
Molecular function (GO): cellulose binding
Source: RefSeq, a predicted model, not a curated record
AUGAAGACUACCACCUACAGUUUGCUCGCUCUGGCAGCGGCUUCCAAGCUGGCCUCCGCCCACACCACCGUCCAGGCCGUCUGGAUCAACGGCGAGGACCAGGGUCUCGGUAACACCGACGAUGGCUACAUCCGCUCUCCCCCCAGCAACAGCCCCGUCACCGACGUCACCUCCACCGACAUGACCUGCAACGUCAACGGUGACCAGGCUGCCUCCAAGACCCUCUCCGUCAAGGCCGGUGACGUUGUCACCUUCGAGUGGCACCACAGCGACCGCUCCGCCUCCGACGACAUCAUCGCCUCCUCCCACAAGGGUCCCGUCCAGGUCUACAUGGCCCCGACGGCCAAGGGCUCCAACGGCAACAACUGGGUCAAGAUCGCUGAGGACGGAUACCACAAGAGCUCCGAUGAGUGGGCCACCGACAUCCUGAUCGCCAACAAGGGCAAGCACAACAUCACCGUUCCCGACGUCCCCGCCGGUAACUACCUCUUCCGCCCUGAGAUCAUCGCCCUCCACGAGGGUAACCGCGAGGGUGGUGCCCAGUUCUACAUGGAGUGUGUCCAGUUCAAGGUCACCUCCGACGGCUCCAACGAGCUUCCCUCCGGUGUCUCCAUCCCCGGUGUCUACACCGCCACUGACCCCGGCAUCCUCUUCGACAUCUACAACUCCUUCGACAGCUACCCCAUCCCCGGCCCGGAUGUCUGGGAUGGCUCCAGCUCUGGCUCCUCCAGCUCCGGAUCCUCUUCCGUUGCUGUCUCCUCGGCUGCUGCUGCUACCACCUCUGCCGUCGCUGCCACCACUCCCGCCACCCAGGCUGCCGUUGAGGUCUCUUCCUCUGUUGCUGCUGCUACCACCGAAGCUGCCGCUCCCGUCGUCAGCUCUGCUGCCCCCGUCCAGCAGGCCACCUCCGCUGUGACCAGCCAGGCCCAGGCCGCCCCCACCACCUUCGCCACCUCUUCCAAGAAGUCCUCUAAGACUGCCUGCAAGAACAAGACCAAGUCCAACUCCCAGGUUGCUGCUGCUACCUCCAGCGUCGUUGCCCCCGCUGCUACUUCUAGCGUCGUCCCCGUUGUCAGUGCCAGCGCUAGCGCUUCCGCCGGCGGUGUUGCUAAGCAGUACGAGCGCUGCGGUGGUAUCAACCACACUGGCCCUACUACUUGCGAGAGCGGCUCUGUCUGCAAGAAGUGGAACCCUUACUACUACCAGUGCGUCGCAUCCCAGUAA